AUGUCUACAGUACGAUCUAUACGGACUCUCUUCACCUCUACUUACGUGCACUCUUGCCCAAAGUCAAGUUUCCAGAGUGUUGAUGUAACUCUGUCGAAACGGUUGCACACAAUAGCAAGCACCACCAGGAUACCUCAAUUGUCAUCGUUUAAUGCACCAUUGCGACCAUAUGUACAGCGGUUAUCGCCUCAAAUACGGCGGAUGAUAAAUGGCCAAGGACAUCAAAUACGAACACUUGCUACGGAAACUGAAUCGAAUGCAAACAAUCAACCAACACUUAUUGUAACUGAUCGUGCUGCAAAGCAACUCAAUUAUAUCAACUCCAAAGAUAGGGCAUCCCAAGCUCUAAGAGUGCUGGUCGACUCGGGUGGCUGUCACGGUUAUCAGGUCAAAAUGGAGUUGACUACUGAUAAUCUGAAUGAGGAUGACUUAUUGGUUGAAAAGAACGGUGCCAAAGUCAUUGUAGACACCAUAUCUCUAUCUCUCAUUGAAGGAUCCAAGUUGGAUUACGUGCAAGAACUCAUUGGAUCGAGUUUCCAAGUAGUGGAUAAUCCUAAAGCUGAAUCAUCUUGCGGGUGCAAGACAUCCUUUAACAUCAAAAUAUAG
Molecule: messenger RNA, 606 nt
Organism: Synchytrium microbalum
Lineage: Eukaryota; Fungi; Chytridiomycota; Chytridiomycetes; Synchytriales; Synchytriaceae
Exons: 3
Coding region: 1-606 (201 amino acids)
Biological process (GO): iron-sulfur cluster assembly
Cellular component (GO): mitochondrion
Molecular function (GO): 2 iron, 2 sulfur cluster binding; iron ion binding; 4 iron, 4 sulfur cluster binding
Source: RefSeq, a predicted model, not a curated record